Molecule: messenger RNA, 3836 nt
Organism: Tachysurus fulvidraco (yellow catfish)
Lineage: Eukaryota; Metazoa; Chordata; Actinopteri; Siluriformes; Bagridae
Gene: parp10
Product: poly(ADP-ribose) polymerase family member 10
Exons: 13
Coding region: 153-3668 (1171 amino acids)
Biological process (GO): negative regulation of gene expression
Cellular component (GO): nucleus; cytoplasm
Molecular function (GO): transcription corepressor activity; zinc ion binding; NAD+ poly-ADP-ribosyltransferase activity
Source: RefSeq, a predicted model, not a curated record
GUUACCCCGGAACGUUCUGCGCAUGCGAAAGGAACUAUUUCGUCGAUCAAAGAUGACGUUUGCGCGUCAGUGUGAAUUCGUCGAGAAGUAAAAAGCGAACCGGAAGUAAAACAGCUUUAGCGUCAUGAUCUGAAGUAAAACUGCGUCUCAGGAUGGAGGACGAAAGCUUGGAACAUCGUAGCGUGGAGGUCCUUCAGAUCCCUGAUGGUGUGGAUGACGACCUGCUGUGGCUUUACUUUGAAAACAAGAGACGGUCUGGAGGAGGGAACAUCAUUUCUCUGGACAGGACAGGAGACAAAGCCUUACUGGUGUUUGAAAAUGUGGACGUUGCAACGAGAGUCUUGCAGAAAGACAUUCAUCGUCUCAGUGAUGCCCAACUGAUCGUACGCAAAAAACCCCCAAAGGAUCGCGGUAAGCUGGUGCUGCGUGGUCUUUCUCCCAGCACCAGCUCUGACAUGCUGGAGCUUUACGUGGAGAAUCUGACAGGGAUCGACUCCGAUAACUACACCCUGCAUCUGUCCCCUGGGAAAGACCUGGUCCUCAUUCAUCUCCACCAGCCUGUAGCCGAGGAAUUUGAGAAGAUGCGCAGUAAAUUCUCCAAGCGACCGCUAGAUGGAGCGAGGCUCACUCUGGAGCAGGUGGAGUGCACAGACUCCAUCAUGGUGGGAAACCUGACCCCUGACCUGACCGACGAUCUGCUAACGCUGUACUUCGAGAGCAGCCGCAGUGGAGGUGGAGAAGUGGUGUCUGUGUGCAGGAUCUCACAACACCUCGCUAAAGUCUCCUUUAAAGACGUGCAGUCUGUGGACGGCGUACUUCAGAAGUCUCACAAACUAGAAAAGACAGACUUGAUCGUCAAACCUUAUUACUCUUUUCUGCACUUGGAGGAAGAAGCCCCUCAGACGAGUUCAGAGAACGGGACAGACGGAGGGGUAGAUGGUCAGAUUAGCCCUGUAUCUCCUUUGAACGACACACACACCGUUCUGAUCAGCUCUGCAUCAUCAUUGUCCGUCAGUCAGGAGGCUCUGAAACCUGACCUCCAGAUGACCCCAGAACCUGUAGAUAUGUCCAUAAACACCUCGCAGGUCCUUCAACCUCCAGCUGAACAGAAGCCCUCUAUCUGCCAUGUCUCCAUCCUUGACCCCAUUAAACGAGAGCUCAUGACUCUCUCUAAUGUUCCCGAAAGGUUGAGAACAUCUCACCCUGGAUACAAGAUCAGAGUCACACCGAACGGCGUGGAGGUCGAAGGCCCCACCCUAGAUGGAGCUGAGAAACUGAAGAGCGAGCUGAUGGAGUUCCUUGUUGGCGUGUCGCAGGUCCAAGUGUCCGUCAGUGCUCUGAAAGCUGACUUUCUCCAGAGACAGGAUGUCAGAGACAAGCUGACAGCAAUGCUGAAGGACCAGGGGCUGCCCUGCUCCUACAUGCUGAAGGGGGGGGUGAUGACUUUAUGUUCCACGUCCAUGCAGAUGGUGAACCAGGCAUGUGAGGUGAUAAAGAGCACGGUCAGUGAGUUUGUCCUUAAUGUGAAGCCUGAGCAUGAGUACAUAAUCUGCUCUGAGGACUGGAAAACCUUCCUCCUGAGUCAGGACACCUGCAGCACCGAAACCUCACCCCAGGGGGAUGCCAUCGCCGUGGUGACGCUGAAGGAUGUGGAGCUGGAGGUGAAGGAGAACAUCACUCGGUUCCUCAGCACUCCCAUUCAGAGCGAGAAAGUCCUCAGCAUGCAGCCUGCUAUGCUCACCUACAUCCAGCUGCACCAUCAACAGCUGCUCAGGGACAUGUCUGAGGUCAUCAUCUUCCCCCUGGACACCGGAGACGGCCUGAGCAUCCAGGGAAACCCCACGGCGGUUCAGACAGUGGCGGAGGUUUUAUCCAGCGUGGUGGACUCCACGUACACUAAGGUCAUCACGGUGACUCAGCCCGGCAUCGCUCGCUUCCUGUUGCACGAUGACGAGGGGUUGAGCAUCCUGGGAGAGAUGACCGCCAAGUUCCAGGUCUACAUCAACCUGGAGAUGGUGCACUGGGAACCGCUGGAGGAACAGGACAUCUUCGCUAUGGCCUGGAAAAUGAUGUCGAGUCAGAACUUCACGAGGAGUUCGGCUCAGGGUUUAGCGGAUCCGAGGGCUAGCGCUGAUAAACACACAUCAGCUCAGAUAGAAGAGGCUAAGAAGAUACUGGGGUUUCUGGAGAGCGAUCGCUCUCACACGGCGGCGGCAGAGGUGGCGGAGGUGGAAAUGGAUCUGUACUCGGCUCCCACGUCCUCGGGAGAACAGAUGGAAACACAGGAGUCCGUUAAAGCUGAGAGUCAGCAGGAGGACGUCGUCAGUCUGGAUGAAGAUGCUUAUCUCUCCCUGGCCAUCCAGAUGUCAUUGGAGGCAAGUCAGAACCCAGAGCAGCUGGAGGAAGAAGAGCUACAGAAAGUCCUCCAGCUCUCCAAAGACGAGGCGAUGCCCAUGGACGAGGGCCAAGAGCUGGUGAAGGCGGUGGACGUGUCCCUGCAGGAGGCCAUCAGCUCGGCCAACACGGCGCAGAUCGAGGUGUUUGCGUGUUACACACAUGACCUGGUGCGUGUAGACAUUGCUCUGGGGAAGAAGGUGGGUUUAAGGCAGCAUGAGGAGAAACUGCAGCACAAGAGCUUCAGGAAGCUCUCACGCUUCCAUCGGCGCUGCCUGGACCUCAUCAAAAGGAAGCACGCCGUAGAAAUCCAGAUCCAGGGCACCACAGCCGUCGUCUCAGGGUUUAAGAACUACGUCACCGAAGCGCUGCCCGAACUGAACGAGCUGCUGGGGAGAGCAGAAGGGAGCACCACAGACGCCGAGAUCCUGAAGACCGUGCAGUGGGUGUGGCACGACCGCGAGCGCUCGGCGGUGACGCCGUACUCACCAGAGGCCACACUGUUCAUCGAAAACGCCUGGAGAGUAAAACAGGACAAGCUGGACAUCCUGUUCAACAACCAGCCCUACACCAUCGAUUUCACAAAGAUGCUGGAGUUCAGCGUGUCGUCCGGGCGAUCCGUGCCCAUCUCACGGAAACUCAUCAGCUCUGUCGAUCUGUACACGGAAUUCCAAGAGGAUUACAGUCUGCUGUCAGACGUCCCAGACGCCGUGAGACUGGAGAAAGAUUCUGAAGAAUAUAACGAAGUCGCUGCAGAUUUCUUUAGCAGCCUCACCGAUCAGAGCAGCGUCCAGAUCGUACAGGUGGAGAAGCUGACGAACCGGCUGCUGUACAGUCAGUACCUGCUGAAGAAGGCCGACAUGGAGCAGAAGGUCCGGAGUGAUGUGGAGCGGAUGCUGUAUCACGGCACCAGCGAGAGCAGCGUGAAAGAGAUCUGCAUCCACGGCUUCAACAGGAGCUUCUGCGGCAAAAACGCCACGGCGUACGGACAGGGCGUGUACUUCGCCGUCAAAUCCGCAUACUCUUUCUCGGACACCUACUCCCCCCCCAACGCUGACGGACACAAGUUCAUCUUCGUAGCCAAGGUCCUGACGGGAGACUUCACCCAGGGAAAGCACGACAUGAGGACGGCUCCCCUCAGACAGGGCUCCGACAUCCCGGUGCGCUUCCACAGCGUCGUGGACAGCAUGAAGGAGCCCAGUCUGUUCGUCAUCUUUAACGACACACAGGCGUAUCCUCAGUAUCUCAUCACCUGCCUGAAGGCUCCCGAGUGAUGACACACACUUCCUCCUCUGUAUCUCGUCUCUGCUCCUCUGACUCACACACACAUGUUAAUCUGAACUUUAACCUUCACACACAAAAUCAAACCAGACUUAUUAAUUAACAGACAGUGAACACUGUACUUUAUCUGUGAGACUUAUAAAUAAAGGGUGUAAAUUUGG